AUGGAGGCAACACUCGAUCAUGUUAUAUCAGUCUGGGAGCGUCAACGCAGCAAUAGUCAAAUCUAUGCUCUCCUCCUUGAAGGGAUAAACAUCUACCACGCAGAAAAUGGCUUAAUACGUGCCACUCUUCUCGUUCAACCACUUCACGUCAACUCGAAGGGCACACUGCACGGCACACUGUCGGCAUGUGUGAUUGACUGGGCUGCUGGUAUGGCCAUUGCAUCAACUGGUCACACAGUUACUGGCGUCAGCACGGAUUUAUCCGUUUCUUAUCUUUCGACUGCCAAAUUGGGUGAUACCCUGGAGAUUGAAUGCAAGAUCAGCAAGAUUGGAAAGACCCUGGCGUUUACUACAGUUACUGUCUCGAAGAUUGUCGAAGGAUCAGCUGUGAAUGUCGUGCAUGGCUCACAUACAAAGUACAUUAAGCAAUAG
Messenger RNA from Penicillium angulare, 432 nucleotides. RefSeq names its product PaaI family thioesterase. The record is from RefSeq and is a predicted model, not a curated record. The transcript has a single exon. NCBI's taxonomy places the organism in Eukaryota, Fungi, Ascomycota, Eurotiomycetes, Eurotiales, Aspergillaceae. The coding region runs from base 1 to 432 and encodes 143 amino acids. Gene Ontology annotation, molecular function: fatty acyl-CoA hydrolase activity.